AUGGCGGAUACACUGCACAUCCACUGCAACCGUGUUGGUCACUUCGACUUACUGAACGUUGACCCUAAUUUUCUUCUUGUCUCGCAUGUCAAGGCAGACAUCGAAUGCCAAAAAAGAAUCCCGACGCAAAAACAAAAACUGACGUUCCAAGGUGUAGUUUUUGAAGAUGAUCAUCGCCUGAAAGAAUACGGCAUUGAGUCUGGCUCAACUUUAUUUCUCAGUGUCCCACUGGACUUUGCUAUUAAUAUUAAAGUCAGCAUCACUAUACCUUCUGGACCUGUGGUUAAUCUCUGGGCUAAUGAGAAAGAUACUGUAAGCACCCUCAAGAAACAGAUUCGGCGUUUGUAUCAUUGGUCUGCAAAAGCUUACGAGUUCGUAUUUGGCGACGCAUUUCUGAAGGAGAAUCAAACGUUGGCAUCUUGUGGACUAAAGAAUGGAUCUAGCCUCAAGAUUAUGCGGUAUGUGUCGGCGGAACUGGAGAGUACCCUG
Dibothriocephalus latus is the source of this 489-nucleotide messenger RNA. The record is from the annotation of a GenBank genome assembly. Lineage: Eukaryota; Metazoa; Platyhelminthes; Cestoda; Diphyllobothriidea; Diphyllobothriidae.